AGUUUGAUGGCCUCCAUUGGCCUCAGUCCUAAAACCCUACCGUCACGAUGUCUCAGUCGGAGAGCAAGAAGAAGAAGGAGCGCAGCAGCAGCAAGAAGGAAGAGGACCAAGCAGGCAAAGAUGAGGGGUUGAUGAUAAAGCCUCAGAGCUUCACUCCCCCCAUCGAUACCUCCCAAUGGCCCAUCCUUCUCAAAAACUACGAUCGCCUUAACGUACGCACCGGCCACUACACCCCCAUCCCCUCCGGCUACUCCCCCCUCAAACGCCCCCUCCCCGAAUACCUCAAAUACGGCGUCAUCAACCUCGACAAGCCCGCCAACCCUUCCUCCCAUGAGGUUGUCGCCUGGAUCAAGCGCCUCCUCCGUGUCGAGAAGACCGGCCAUUCCGGUACCCUCGACCCCAAGGUCACCGGCAACCUCAUCGUCUGUAUUGACCGCGCCACUCGCCUCGUCAAGUCCCAGCAGGGUGCCGGCAAGGAAUACGUCUGCAUCGCCCGCCUUCACUCCGCUGUUCCCGACGUCUCCAAGGUCGGACGCGCCCUCGAGACCCUCACUGGCGCCGUCUUCCAGCGCCCGCCCUUGAUCUCUGCCGUCAAACGGCAACUCCGCAUCCGGACCAUCUACGAAAGUAAGCUCCUUGAGUAUGACCCUGAUAGGCACUUAGUUGUUUUCUGGAUUUCGUGUGAGGCUGGGACCUAUGUUAGGACUAUGUGUGUCCAUUUGGGGUUGCUUCUUGGUGUGGGUAGCCAUAUGCAAGAGCUUAGGAGGGUUCGGUCUGGGAUCAUGGGGGAGAAGGAUAACAUGGUGAGCAUGCAUGAUGUCAUGGAUGCCCAGUGGGUUUUUGAUAAUUUUAGGGAUGAGAGUUAUUUGAGGAGGGCUGUUAUGCCCUUGGAAGUUCUUUUGACUAGCUAUAAGAGGCUGGUUGUUAAGGACUCUGCUGUCAAUGCUAUUUGCUAUGGUGCUAAGUUGAUGAUUCCUGGGUUGCUUAGGUUUGAGAAUGAUAUUGAUGUUGGGGAGGAGGUUGUGCUUAUGACCACCAAGGGGGAGGCUAUUGCUCUUGGGAUUGCUGAGAUGACUACUGCUGUUAUGGCCACUUGUGAUCAUGGGGUUGUGGCCAAGAUCAAGAGGGUUGUCAUGGAUAGGGAUACUUAUCCAAGGAAAUGGGGUUUGGGACCAAGAGCUUCCAUGAAGAAGAAGCUUAUUUCUGAAGGGAAGCUGGAUAAGCAUGGGAAGCCCAAUGAAAAGACUCCCCAGGAGUGGCUUAGGAAUCUUGUUUUGCCCACCGGUGGGGAUAGUGUGAUUGCUGGUAUGGCUGCUGCGCCGGAACCUGAGGAUGAGAAGGUCAAGAAGGACGGAGACGGGGAAGGACGGAAGAGGAAGAAGCAUGAAAGCACUGAUAGCCCAGUUUCGGUCUCUGUUAAGAAGGCGAAAGUGGAUGUAGAAGAGGUAAAGGUAAAGAAUGUAGCUGAUGAGGCUGUGGAGGUUGAAGUUGACAAGAAAGAGAAGAAGAAGAAAAAGAAGAAGGAUAAGGAUAACAGUGAAGUGGCCUCUUCUGAUGAGGAGAAAACAACGGAGAAGAAGAAGAAGCACAAGGAUAAGGCUGAAGACGGUUCGCCGGAGUUAGACAAGUCUGAGAAGAAAAAGAAGAAAAAGAAAGACAAAGAAGCUGCUGCUGCUGCAGAAAUUAGCAAUGGAAAGGAGGAUGACGGUAGUGCUGAUAAGAGUGAAAAGAAGAAGCAUAAGAAAAAGAAAAACAAAGAUGCCGAGGACGAAUAGAGGAAACCAUAUUUUUGUGUUUGUUUACUAUGUAAUGCUUAUUUAUCUUGAUCUUUUAAAUUUUCGCAUUGAAUUAGUGUAUUGUUGGUCAACAUUUUGGUAGUUUUUCUUAUGUUUUUUCUCUUAACUUUUCCAUCAACUGUGUUUAUGGAAACGUGUAGUAUGCAUAAUCUUCUUUAGCGAUUAAUAGAUCUCCUACAAUUUCUCCGAAA
This is a messenger RNA of Vigna angularis (adzuki bean), 1987 nucleotides long. Its product is annotated as H/ACA ribonucleoprotein complex subunit 4. Bases 48 to 1775 code for a protein of 575 amino acids. The transcript has a single exon. Lineage: Eukaryota; Viridiplantae; Streptophyta; Magnoliopsida; Fabales; Fabaceae. Gene Ontology annotation, molecular function: RNA binding; pseudouridine synthase activity. Gene Ontology annotation, biological process: rRNA pseudouridine synthesis; snRNA pseudouridine synthesis; mRNA pseudouridine synthesis. Gene Ontology annotation, cellular component: box H/ACA snoRNP complex. The record is from RefSeq and is a predicted model, not a curated record.